Pimephales promelas (fathead minnow) is the source of this 1985-nucleotide messenger RNA. The record is from RefSeq and is a predicted model, not a curated record. Lineage: Eukaryota; Metazoa; Chordata; Actinopteri; Cypriniformes; Leuciscidae.
CCUACGACCCUUUCCCCUAUAUAUUAGUCAUGACUGACCUCUUCUCCAAGCAUGCCUUUGCAGUUCCAACAAAAGAGCAGUCCGCGACCACGACAGCCAAAGCCCUGUACAGUGCUGUGAUUCAGGUGGUGGGGUGCCCAGAAAGAAUUCUCUCUGACCGUGGGGGUGCUUUCCAGUCAGCGUUCUCUUUCAGAAGCUGAUCAGAACCACUGGCCACAGAGUCUCCCUGCAUUGCUACAGGCUUAUAAUAACACCACCCAUAGUUCCACUGGUAUGACCCCACAUUUCAUCGUAUUUGGCCGGCAUGCGCGCCUCCCAGUGGACUGGGUCGUAACUUCAUCCCCUCCCAAUUUAAGAUAUUCCCUGUCGGAUUGGGUGAAGCAACACUAUAGAACUCUGACACAAGCCUACAACGUGGUAAAGGCGAAUGUUCAGAGGCAACAACAGAAGGACCAGCGAAGGUACGAUCGACGGGCCAAGGUGGACUCACUUCUGCCAGGGGAACGUGUCCUCCCAAGGAAUUUUCGCAGACGUGCAAAGGGCAAGCUGGCACCGCGUUGGGGCCCGGAUGUCUGGGUGGUGGUAGCCCGACCUCGAGCGGAUCGACCCGUUUAUGUAAUCUGUCCAGAAGGCCAUGAAGGCCCCACUAAGACCAUCCACCGCAAUAAUCUGCGCUGUUGCCCAGUGAACAUAUCCAGAGAGGAUCCUUUGGAAGGGGAACCAUCUAUAAGCCAACCACAGCCCAUGUCCUGGUAUCCGGUCAUAGCCGCUCCACUCGUCCAUCAGCACCAGCUAACUGGUCAUACCUCCACCACCACUUCAGUCGUACCGAACCCAGAAGGAGGUCUGUUGUCUGCAGCUAGUGGAGUAGACCCAACGACACAGACCCCAAGCCCGUCAACCGAAGAGCCGAUGGGCGAACUGGAACACCGAGCGCCGCCUGAAACCGUGUCCUGUCUGCCAAGCCUCCCUAUGAUGAGUCCAACGGGUGGGGCAGUAAGGCGGUCACAAAGAUCCACCCGGGGGCAGCCCCCAACCAGGUACAGGAACAUAUAGAUAGUGGUCGGGACGACCAAUAGAAAAGUGGGGGGGGAAAUGUCACAGGCUGGCUCAGUUCUUUCUUUUUUUUUUCUUUUUUUUUUCUCUGCCUAAUUAGAGACAUUAGGGCCUUACUGUGUGAUGGUUUUACUGUGUGUGGAAACGUAUUCGCACUUUGAUUUGUAGUGUAUUCACUGUACGUAUGCAUCAGAAUUUGUAGUGGGUUUUGUUGUUUCUAUUACUUCUGCCCUAUUUGACUCUUUUUAGAUAUGUGUUCUGUACAAACCUGGCAACCCACUUCCUGUUUUUUUUACAAUGCCCAUAUUUGGACUACUUCCUCUCCCAAUAAUGUGACUUAAUUAGUUUAUUUGGUACUCAUUACUACAUUGCUCCUCUCUGCCCAUAUUUGGACUAUACUUCCUGUCACUGAUUGAAUAGACAAGAAUUGAUGAUUGCCUAUGCCUUGCAAUUGAUGAUGAUUUCAAUUAGCAAACUAAUGGUCUAACAACCACUCAUGCCCUGGUUGAAGGAUAUAAAAGCUGGUUCUUUGGAAGAGAGAAGGGAGAUUUUUUGUCUGGCUGCAGUUGUGCUGCGAUUAGGUUUCAAGGCCUUUCGUCUGAACGUUGAUGUACUACAACUAUAUUCCCUCAACGCUCUCUAUUGCUGCCUGAAGGGCCGUAAUUCUAUUUUUCUUCAACACAGUGUGAGUGCGUGCCCAUUUGAUACUCGUGGCUGUCGUGGUCAUUGUGAUUGCUUUCUUCCAGCCUCCGCUAUACGCAGCUUGUGGCUCCAGAGUCUGCCGUUUUCCUGAAGAUUGUGUGGCUACCCUCGAACCUCCCUCAACGCUCGCUAUUGCUGCCUGAAGGGCCGUAAUUCUAUCUUUCUUCAACACAGUGUGAGUGCGUGCCCAUUUGAUACUCGUGGCUGCCGUGGUCAUUGUGAUUGCU